Messenger RNA from Neltuma alba, 2857 nucleotides. RefSeq names its product DNA-directed RNA polymerase III subunit RPC5. Gene Ontology annotation, cellular component: nucleus; RNA polymerase III complex. The coding region runs from base 147 to 2237 and encodes 696 amino acids. The transcript has 13 exons. Lineage: Eukaryota; Viridiplantae; Streptophyta; Magnoliopsida; Fabales; Fabaceae. The record is from RefSeq and is a predicted model, not a curated record. Gene Ontology annotation, biological process: tRNA transcription by RNA polymerase III.
AAUUCGUUGCCGAUUUGCCAUCCGUAAACUCCAAACCUCACCAAAAGCCUCGGAGCACUUGCUCUCUUUCCAGUAACCGUUUCCCACCAAUUCUCCACUAGAGUUGUGUACACUGGACAGGAGCGGCACAGAAGUAGAGCUCCAAUAUGGACCUUGACGACCUGGAUGCGCCGACCAAGCUUCCUUCUCGAGUCUCCAGAUUCGCGCCUAAAUCAUCAAAGCUUAAAUUAAAACCUAAACUGGAACCACAAGAAUCUGCACCCAAGACUGAAGCCCCUGAAUCAUGGUCUAAACCUGAACCGCGAGAAUUUGAUUCAGUGAAUGCCAAAACGAAAGAGGAAGAAUCCUCGGCUCCCAAUGGCGCCAUUAAAAUGGACGUGGACCCCAAGUCAGAGGGUGAUGAUAAACCCGAACAAGAUGAACCUAUGGAUGAAGACAGCGCCGAAGAUACAGUUGUGCGGGAAAUUGACGUCUUCUUCACACCUUCUAUUGCCACUGACACUCAGUUAUAUGUUCUGCAAUAUCCUCUGAGACCUUGUUGGAGACCGUAUGAAUUGGAUGAUCGAUGUGAAGAGGUCAGGUUGAAACCUGAUAGUUCAGAAGUAGAGGUUGAUUUAUCUAUUGACAUGGAGUCUAGUAAUCAUGACAGGGAGUUUGCUAGCAAACUUAAGAUGACGAAACAGACUUUAUCGACUUCGUGGAAGCCACCUUGUACAAAUGGAUAUGCUGUUGGGCUUCUUGUGGGUAAUAAGUUACUCCUGCAUCCUAUUCAUGCAGUCGUGCAGCUUAGACCAUCCUUAGAACAUUUUAACUCUGGUGGCUCAAAAAGAAAGGCCAAUAUCUCUACUAGCAGUAAUGCCACUAUCAAAAUUGAGAAUUCCGCUGAAGAAAAGUCUGUUGCUACAUCAAAGAAGCAGAAUAAGCAGAUGGAAUCUUCAGUCGGGGAAAAAAGUGAUGGUGAUGAGUACUGGGUUCCUCUCAAGUACCAUAGCUCCAAAAGUGAUCUUUCAUCUAGAUAUUUGCGGCAGAUGGUGGCACAAGAGAGUUCUCCCAUAAACUUUACAAUGAGCCCGUACGAUUACGUUGCUUCUCUAUGUCCUGGAGUGAGCAACAGCAUGUUAUCCAAGGGUCCUUCUAGAAGGUAUCUGCUAUCCUUACCUCCAGAAGAACGUCUUAAGAAAUUACUUGUUGAGGGUUCUUCACUACACCGUUUUAGUGCUAUUAAGCACUUUGCUCCUGAAUACUCUGAGGAGCAACUUCUGGAAUUCCUGCAGCAACAUGCACUAUUAGUGCAAGGACUCUGGGCUCCAAAAAGUGCAUUGUUAUAUCCUGAGGGUGGUGUGGAAAGUUUGGCCAGAGAUUUUGCACUGCUCCUGUUUAGUAAGAAUUUGAAGGUUCAGCUUUCCCAAUUCAACGUUCGAAAUGAUCUUAAUAAACAUCUUAGUAAUCAUAUAAAAAACUUUCUGAAUGUUCUCGGUGAGAAAAGAACUGAAGAUUGGAAAUCUAGCGUGCAACCUAUUGACUAUUGGAAGUUCAGAGAGCAUCCUGAUGAAUCAUUCAUAAAACGCUAUCCCAGUAUUGUUGCAAAGUAUAAAGGCAUUAUGGAGGGCAUGGAAGAGCGGGUAUAUGGUGCUGUUUACAAAGUUGGAAAAGGUGAACCUCGUAAAAAUGCUGUACCAAAGCUUGGCCAAGGCAGUAAGCCUGGACAGGUAGCGACUUCUGAUAAACAUGCAACAAGUGUAGGUGGAGUACCUCCUAUGAGGAUGACCAUGUCAAGUGACACCCGACAUGCUCUUCCAAUUGCCCUUAAAAAACUCUUCCAAACUCAUCCUGUUUGCAGCUUUCAAAAAAUAUGCAAUGAAUUGCGUGGAAUGGCGGUUUCCCAGUCCAUGCAGCCAAAGUCAGCUGCUAAAGUUGCUAUAGAUGCAGCACUUGGACUUGAUGCUCCACCAGAAGAAUUGCAGGCCGUCAUAAGCGAAACUGCGUCCAAUAUCCAUGGUUUUUAUGUCCUGAAGUCAUCACCGAAUGAGCAUUUUAGGGAUGUUGUAAUUGAUAUGCUGCGUGGAAGUGGACCCAAUGCCAAGCUAAGGAAAGCUGAGGUACUUGAAGCUGCCAAAAGAAAACUCAAUAGGGAGGUCACUAACAGCGAGUAUAGCAAGGUCAUGAACGAGUUAUGUGUCUCAAGAGGUUCUGUAUGGGUCUUGAAAACAGAUGAUCGUACUAUGCAAAAAUUGUAGGUCCUACUACUGAUCAAUCAUAUUGACAUACAUCAUCGAGCUCAUUCGUGAUCCCUGCUUCAUUUCUUGGAAGAAGGGAAAAGCGCAAUCAUUAUCAAGACUUGUUGGGAAAGUCAGAAUUGCCGUAAUCCCAUUAUCUCAUCCCAUAUCCCCACUUUUCCCCCCCUUGCUUAUAUAUUCCUGUACACCUGUUUAGGCUUAAACCGUUGGUUUAUUGAAGAAGUAAUUCAGUUUCUGCCUCAUCUCCUUAAUAGUUUGUUCGAUUCCCUUUCACCCACCAAAAAGAGGGAGAAAAUAUUUAGCUGCCCAGUGACGGACCAUCUUCGCGGAUCCACAGGACAGAUUUGAUCAGUGAUAUACAUGAUCAUACUUUCCGCUUCAUCUGCUUAUUGCAUGAGUGUGAUUUGGAAUUCCGGUUAAGACUUUGUGCUCGAGCUUGCACUUCUCAAGUCCCAAGUCUUUGGUGAUAGAGAUACUAACCUUUAGAAUGUUAUUUACUUUGAUAUCAAUCAAUUAAAUCAGCAGACCCUAGGGGAAUGUUAAUUGUAUACCCUUUAUCUUUCUUAAUUACUGCAUCGGAAAGGGUAUCUGUAAUAAAGAACUUUUUAAUUUUCCCAUUA